Messenger RNA from Zophobas morio, 973 nucleotides. RefSeq lists its product as uncharacterized. Gene Ontology annotation, molecular function: odorant binding; olfactory receptor activity. Gene Ontology annotation, cellular component: plasma membrane. Bases 25 to 930 code for a protein of 301 amino acids. The transcript is spliced from 5 exons. Gene Ontology annotation, biological process: detection of chemical stimulus involved in sensory perception of smell; sensory perception of smell. Lineage: Eukaryota; Metazoa; Arthropoda; Insecta; Coleoptera; Tenebrionidae. The record is from RefSeq and is a predicted model, not a curated record.
AGCAGCUAUGUCUUCUCAUUGAUAAUGAUAAUGUACCUGGUGGCCCUCCCUUUGGGAUUACACGACCUCCAAGGUUUCAUGAAAGAAGUGCAGUGGUGGAAAUUUGACAGCGCGGGUAAAGAAGUGGAAAAAAGAAUAAAAAAAGAAUCGAAUAUCAUUGCUAUCGUAAUGAUAAUUGAUACGUUCUUGGUGACGAUUACCACAAUAGCCUUCACUGUUCCCCAAAACGUGGACAGACACCUUUUGUAUGAAGUUGCUUUAAUCGAAGACCUUUUUCCAACGUGGUCAAACGUGUUGAAAAUAGUCCAUCGAAUCCAGGCCUUCUUCGUACGACCUUUCUGUGUCCUGACUUCAUUUUCUCUGUUCUUGUACAUCUUCUGCAACACGAGGUUCCAAAUGUACAUGAUUUUGAACUACAUCAAGACCAUUAACGAAGGAUGCGAAAACGAUCAAGUGAGAAUCAAAGAUCGGUUGGUGUUUUGCUUCAAGAGCUACAUUCAACUGAGCGAAGCUGUUCGAAGAAUGUUGAAAGUGAUAGAAUCGUCGUCUUUAGCGUAUCAAGCUAUGACUCUUGUUGUCAUUGUUAGUACAGCCACCUACGUUCUUCUGUUUCAGGACUACGCACGGGAGCAGAAUUUUCGUUUCGUGUGUCUCUCGAGUUGUGGUGUUUUCAUGUUGGUAACGUUGUUUCAACUUGGACAAAGCACCGAAGACAGCGUUACUGAGGUCUAUGAAACUUUGAUGACGAUCGACUGGUACGACUGGAACGAAAGCACCAAGAAGAUAUAUUUGAUGUUCCUCUUGAGUACGGUCAAACCCUUGCGAAUACAAUUUUCCGAAAAUUAUUCUCUUAACUACAACAUGGCCGUUCAGGUGGUCCAGAAUGCCGCUUCUGUUGUUUUAGUCGUGUAUCAGCUCAAUUUCAUGUAGAUUUUUUUUAAAAACACCACAACUAAUUUUUAAAUACACGGAG